Messenger RNA from Cyprinus carpio (common carp), 650 nucleotides. RefSeq names its product CD3 epsilon subunit of T-cell receptor complex. Gene Ontology annotation, cellular component: alpha-beta T cell receptor complex; external side of plasma membrane. Gene Ontology annotation, biological process: positive thymic T cell selection; cell surface receptor signaling pathway. The record is from RefSeq and is a predicted model, not a curated record. Lineage: Eukaryota; Metazoa; Chordata; Actinopteri; Cypriniformes; Cyprinidae. Gene Ontology annotation, molecular function: transmembrane signaling receptor activity.
AAAGGCGUUUGAGGUUUCCUCUUCCUGUAGAGAAACUCAAAACACAGAGACGCUGCGUGUGAGAUCAGUUAACAUUCACUUCAGGACGUUACACCAUGCUUCUCCUGAGCGUGAUGCUUGUGCUGCUCGCCGCGGCUGUGAAUCCAGCUCAGGGUCAAGUCAUAAAAGAGAUCAAAGAAGAUAGUGUCAUUUUGGACUGUGAGGCAGAAGAUGCUACGGUAAAGUGGUUUAAGGAUAAAACCGAAGAUAAAGAACAAACAAAAACGACCUUUGAAGCUAAAGCUAAACAGGGAGUAGUUGAAGGAGUCUUCACCUGUGAAUUUUCAAAGACAGAAACAAUUCAAAUAAAGCACACCUUCUACCUCAAAAUAAAAGUGUGUGAGAACUGCUAUGAGUUGAGCGGUUUGACUGGGUGGGGCAUCAUGUUCGGAGAUGUACUGAUCACAGGAGGAGUUAUUAUCAUCAUCUACUUCUGUGCUGCCAGAAACAGCGACGGCCCACCGAAGAAAGCAUCAAAUCCCCGAUCAGUAAACCCUCCUCGACCUCCAAACCCAGACUACGCGGCUCUGGAUCCAAAGAUGCGCAGCGGCAAUGCUUUGUACGCAGGCCUCAAUAAAUAGAUGCUGUUCAGACGUCUGGAUUACUGUAAA